Messenger RNA from Fonsecaea pedrosoi CBS 271.37, 1557 nucleotides. RefSeq lists its product as uncharacterized. The record is from RefSeq and is a predicted model, not a curated record. Lineage: Eukaryota; Fungi; Ascomycota; Eurotiomycetes; Chaetothyriales; Herpotrichiellaceae. Gene Ontology annotation, molecular function: heme binding; monooxygenase activity; oxidoreductase activity, acting on paired donors, with incorporation or reduction of molecular oxygen. The coding region runs from base 1 to 1557 and encodes 518 amino acids. The transcript has 2 exons.
AUGGCAGUCCUAGCAUUUUUACCAUCAUCUCUAUCUACGGGACAGCGAGUUGGCGUCCUCGGAGCUGCCUCAAUUGUAUGCUAUGUGCUAUACUGUUUGGUCGCAGGGGUGUAUCAUCUCUACUUCUCGCCAGUUCGCAAGUUCCCCGGCCCAAAACUCUGGGUUGUUUUCCCCAUUCUUCGCUGGACAGCACUUUUGCAAGGUACCCUUGAGCGACAUCUGCUCGACUUCCAUAUCAAAUACGGAAACGUGGUCAGAAUCGGUCCCAGUGAGCUCAGCUUCAAUGAUGCUCAGGCCUGGCAAGACAUUUAUGGCUUCGGCCACCCCGAGCUUCCCAAAGCCGUCGCCUUCCACGAGCCGGACGGGAAGCCUGACCACCUCAUCCACGCCAACUCCGCCGACCACACCAGAUACCGGAAGAUCAUGGCAGGGGGUUUCUCCGAAAAGGCGAUACGCAAGCAGGAACCGUUGAUCAAAGUGUACGUCGACUCUCUGAUGGAGCAACUACGCAUCUUGGGACGCCAGGGAGACCGAGUCGAUUUGGCCAAAUGGCUCCAUCUCGUCACGUUCGAUCUCAUUGGCGACUUGUCCUUUGGGGAACCAUUUGGCGGCGUGUCGAGCGCACAGGAGCACGAUUACAUUCGGACCAUGUUCCUGUUCGUCAAGGCUGGUGCCUACCUGAGCUUCUUCUACAACUACCCCAUUCUAGGGAAGCUCGCGUCUUUCCUCACGCCCAAGUCCCUCGCGGAGGCGCAUUCCCGCCAGUGGCAGUUCUCGGAACAGGUCACCAUGAGACGGAUCCGUAACAAGGGGCAGCAGGGACGUGGAGAUUUCAUGGACAGCAUGGUCGAAAGCCGCGGGACCCCCAACGGGAUGAGCGACCAGGAGAUUCUCGUCAAUGCCAGUGUCUUGAUCAGUGCUGGCGCCGAGACCUCUGCCACCACUCUGUCGGGAACCCUGUACUACCUGCUGCGACAUCCUGACAAGCUAGCCCACGCUCAGCAUGAAGUGAGGUCUGUAUUUUCAGAUGAAAGCGAGAUUACCUUUAUCACCUCAUCCUCAAAGCUUCCGUACAUGGUCGCCUGUAUCACCGAGGCUAUGCGUAUUUAUCCACCCUUGCCAUCGACCUUGCCACGCUUUACACCGCCGGGAGCCCCGACGAUGAUCUCGGGACACGUAGUCCCUCCGAAUGUAAUUGUGGGGGUGAACCAACUCGCCGCUUACUGGGACCCGAGAAACUUCUAUGCUGCCGACAAAUACCUCCCAGAAAGAUGGCUGCGUGACCACUACUCCCAGGCCAACUCGCCAUUUCACUAUGACAAGAGGGACGCCCUGCAGCCGUUCAGCGUCGGGCCCAGAAAUUGCAUCGGCCGCAACCUGGCGUACGCCGAGACCCGAACCAUCAUGGCCAGGCUGCUGUAUAACUUUGACUUUGAGCUGUGUGAGGAGAGCAGGGACUGGGCGGAUCAGAAGAUUGUGUUUUGGUGGGACAAGAAGCCGAUGCUGUGCGUGAUUCGCAAUAGAGAUUCACAGGAAUUGUGGAAACGGGAAGCUUGA